Arabidopsis thaliana (thale cress) is the source of this 588-nucleotide messenger RNA. RefSeq names its product paired amphipathic helix Sin3-like protein. Bases 37 to 456 code for a protein of 139 amino acids. The transcript has 4 exons. Gene Ontology annotation, molecular function: transcription corepressor activity. The record is from RefSeq and is marked reviewed. Gene Ontology annotation, cellular component: nucleus. Gene Ontology annotation, biological process: regulation of DNA-templated transcription; negative regulation of DNA-templated transcription. NCBI's taxonomy places the organism in Eukaryota, Viridiplantae, Streptophyta, Magnoliopsida, Brassicales, Brassicaceae.
ACUAUUCUCAUCACAAGUCGCAACGCUUCAUCGGAAAUGCCUGGAUAUUUCAUAACAAUCUCUCUAAUUGUUGAUGUUUUGAUUAGUCAUGAAGAAACGGAGCGGACUCCUGAUGAAAUAGUCGUGCCAAGGUCUCCAAGGCAUGGAGGGAAUAUAGAAAGAUCUAUAUAUCUAGAUCCUUCUUUAGGGAUGACCAUUAGUGAUGCUCGGGCAUACCUUCAGCAAGUGAAAAAUACGUUUAUUGAUCAUGAUGAAAGGGACAAAUAUGCUAUGUUCCGUAAGGUUUUGUUCGAUUUUAAGGCACAACGGAUUGAUCGUUCUAUAUUGUAUGCACGAUUGAAGAAGUUGUUUAAGAAGCACAAACAUUUGAUUAUCGGCUUUAACACCUUUUUGUCACUUGGAGAUAAGAUAUUUCUUCAUGGUGACGCAGAAGCCUCUACUAGCUCCACCGCAUAAGACUAUUGAAAUUUCCUAUCAUGGUCAUGACACCAAUGAUACCAUCAAAAUCUCUAAACUAAUCUCUAUGUUCAGUUUUUGGUGGUUUAUUAUCAAAUAUGUUUCUUUGUAAUCCAUGCAUGAGGGAACGUU